This is a messenger RNA of Tympanuchus pallidicinctus (lesser prairie-chicken), 1839 nucleotides long. RefSeq names its product bone morphogenetic protein 2-like. The transcript has 6 exons. Gene Ontology annotation, molecular function: cytokine activity; growth factor activity. Gene Ontology annotation, cellular component: extracellular region. Gene Ontology annotation, biological process: SMAD protein signal transduction. Bases 315 to 1541 code for a protein of 408 amino acids. Lineage: Eukaryota; Metazoa; Chordata; Aves; Galliformes; Phasianidae. The record is from RefSeq and is a predicted model, not a curated record.
AACCUCUGAUCUCUGAGCACGGUGCUGUCUGCUGCCAAAGAACCUCUCUGGGUUUGAGUUCUGGUGCUGCUGAGGAACAGAUGUGAGUUGUUGUGGGUAAAACAGCCGCUGAAUGCAGGCAGUGGGGGUGGAGGGUUUGUGUCCCUUUGGGAUGAGACUUGGAGGCGGCCGAGUUCCCGUGGGCUUCGUUGGUUGGAAAGCAGUGGGAAGGACAGAGCAGCGUGGGGAGGGCUGUGAGCAAACCUGCUUGCUCUCCAGCAUCCCUGCAGGUGUGUGCAGAGCCGAGAUGUGGCUGCUGUGCUGGAGAUGCCACCAUGGUGCAGGCAGCAAGUGGGAGCUGUGUGCCAGUGACAGCAGCGCCAUUCGUCACUGAGAUGCUCACCUUCUCACCUCCCGGACCAGGGAGGGCUGAGCGAGUUAUAAAUGCGGCGCCGGGUUUGCAGAGGGGAGUGAAGCCGGGACAGCAGAGCCAUGCUGGGCGCCGUGCUGCUGCUGCUGGCCUUGGCACGGCCGGCAUCCACGGAAAGCCGCAGGGCCGAGGCUCUCAAAAAGCUGCUGGAAGUCUUUGGCAUGGAGGACCCCCCGCCCCCCCCGGCCCACGUCAAACAGCCGCCGCAGUUCAUGGUGGAUCUGUUCAACGCGGUGGCCAACGCCGACGGCGUCACCAAAAACCCCGACGUCCUGGAGGGGAACACGCUCAAGGUGAGAAGAUGCGGUUCCUCUUUGUCCUCUCCAGCGUGGCCAAGAAUGAGAAGAUCCUGACGGCGGAGCUGCACCUCUUCCGUCUGUGGCCGAGAGCCGCCGAGGGGCCCAGGAGGCAUCACUUCUGCCAGGUCAGCGUGUACCAAAUUCUGGACAAGGCUGAGCCGGACUCCCCCAAAGGACAGAAGCUGCUGGCAAGCAGGCUGCUCUCACUGCAGGGCUCGGGCUGGGAGGUCUUUGCCAUCACGCAGGCUGUUCGGGAUUGGACCCAAGAUGAGAGCAGCAACCGAGGUUUGCUGGUGACGGUCCACAGCCUGGGUGGCAGCACACUCGAAGCCCCCGCCGUGCAGUUCGCAUCCAGCGGGGACCACCACGAGAGCAAGAAGCCCAUGCUGGUCCUGUUCACAGAUGAUGGGCGCCGAGGAGCAUCCCUGCCCAUGGCCGGGGUCCCAGCCUCACAGCCUCGGGAUUUCCCUGCCAAGCUGACCGGGCCGCGCAGCGCACGCUCUCUGGACCGCCUGCAGCCGUGCCAGAGGCACCCCCUGUCCGUGGACUUCGAGGAGAUCGGCUGGUCUGGGUGGAUCAUCUCCCCCCGGGGUUACAAUGCCUACCACUGCAGAGGCUCCUGCCCCUUCCCCCUGGGUGAGAACAUGAGGCCGACCAACCACGCCACCGUGCAGUCCAUCAUCAACGCCCUGAAGCUGAGCGAGGGCGUCAGCAGCCCCUGCUGCGUGCCUGACAAGCUCUACUCCAUCAACCUCCUCUACUUUGAUGACGAUGAGAACGUGGUCCUCAAGCAGUAUGAUGACAUGGUGGCUGGGAGCUGCGGCUGCCACUGAUGCAGAGAUUCCCUCCCCCAUUGCAGAGCAGCUCUGCAGGGUCUCUCUUUGGCACCGCUGUGGGUUUUUGCAGAACAAAGCAAAGGGGUGCACAGCUGUGACCCCGUUGGUGCUGGGAAGGCUCAGGGUUGGACUCAGGGCUGAUUCUGUGCAGGGUUGUGUGGGUUUUCCCACCUGUAGUGGCUGUACCAUAUGUAUAUAGUGAGAGCACUAAUAUAUGACUGAAAUCGGUGUCCUGUAAAUGUCUGUACAGUGCUGUGUUUUGUAAAGUGAACUCAGAGGAACUAUUAAACGCGCU